AUGACCUGGGUCCGCAACGCGUCACCAGAGGUUGUUGGUCAGUCAAGGUAUCUGAUGGUGAUAUCGGUCUGCGCGGUAUCUAUUCCUCUAUUGAUACUGAUCCUCAUUGUACGAGGGUAUCAUUAUCUACGGAUCAACAAGAACGGCCGUCUGAGCUACCACAAUCUUUGCCUAUCGACAGCUUUUGCUGUCGUAUAUAUCGUGCUCGCGAUCAUCGAGACACGGCUUGGUCUGGGCUUGCCAUUGAAUCUUCUCCCGAAAGCCAACUUAGAGCGGUAUGCUCUUCUUAAUUUUGUAAGGAGACUGGCAUACAUCCUAGCUAAAGUGACAUACAAUCUCGGCCUGGGCUUCGCGGCUCUGGAAUACUGUAAGCGUACGACCAUCUCAACUCACCGGCGAAGCUUUCAGCUUGCGAUAAGCUCCAUCGUGUUGGCCCAUCUUGUGUCGUUUCUGCUUUUCCUGCUCUACUGCCGACCAGUCGAGAAAGCGUGGAUGCCGGAGGCUGACGGAAGAUGUCUUGCUACCAGGCCUUUAUUCUAUGGUACGUCCAUCGCCAUGCUUGUGACUAACCUUGUCGCGAUACUGUUGCCAAUUCCUCUGGUCUGUAAGCUACGCUUGACCAGAGCGGAGCGAGUCCGCUCCAUUGCUUUGAUCCUUCUUGGGCUGUUGACUCCUGUUUGCUCCUUGGCACGGAUAUGUCAGAUCAAGACCAUGAUAAAACAUGGAGAUUCAACCAUGCUUGUCGUCUGA
This is a messenger RNA of Aureobasidium namibiae CBS 147.97, 750 nucleotides long. RefSeq lists its product as uncharacterized. The transcript has 3 exons. Bases 1 to 750 code for a protein of 249 amino acids. NCBI's taxonomy places the organism in Eukaryota, Fungi, Ascomycota, Dothideomycetes, Dothideales, Saccotheciaceae. The record is from RefSeq and is a predicted model, not a curated record.